UAAGGAGGAGUCUUUCCAAUUGGACGAGAAAGUUUGUACUGUGAGUUUUUCCCUCCAGACCGCUCGCCUUGAAAUCCGAGGGGACGUGUGGAGGUGAAGGUCGGAAAUGCUUCCCCCAAAUGGCGUAAACAAAGCCAAACACACGGGCGGCGCGUAAAAGCACCAUCAACAUGUAAACAAACAAGGAAGGCAACCUCUGCGUUUUUGUUUUGAGGAUGUCUAAAGAUAUCGUACCCGCUCUGGAAGCUAUCCAGGCCACUAUUGACUCGACGAAGAAACAACAGGGGCUGACAGGCGCCGCGCGUGUCAAGGCGCUUGAGAAGGAGUUGGAACAGUUGGAUGCUAUAAACGAGUCCAUCGAGUCUCUAAUAGACUCCAUGCAGCUAACGUCUGGCAAUCUCGAGACGAUCCUGACCACCUCGACGUCAACAAAUGCUCUUUUGGACCUCUGGAUCAAGAUUCUAUCACAGACGAGCUAUACGGCGAAUCUGCUGAGCGAUAAGAACUGGAAAGGCCUGACGAGAAACGAGGAGGAGUAUCAACAGCAGCUCAAGAGGUUUGAAGUGCUGAAUAAGAGAUACAACGCAGAGAAGCUGAAGAGAGAGCAAGAACAAGAGGCAGAAAGAGAAAAGAGACUGCAAUCAGAACAGAGAAAGAAGGAGAGGGAGGAAACACUAAGGAGAAGAGUAUAUGGAAGUAGAAGCUCAACCACAAGGCCAGCGACAUCGACAGCGACAGUGACAUCGACAACGACAACGUCGAAGACACCAACCAGAAGGACAACUACAAGGAGAUGACUCUCUAUAAUCACCGGAGAAAAUUACUUAUAAUGAAACAACUGUGAAAAUUACCUGUAUACAUAUAGUCGUUGCGACAACAAAUAGAAAACACCCACACCGGAAUAACAAAUUCAAAACAAAGGUAUAUAUAACUCAAGCCUCUUCCUCCUUAGCUUCUGGUUCAAUGACAACCAAAAGAUCAGAAGCGUCAACGUUGUCACCCUCCUUGACCAACACAUCAGCA
Williopsis jadinii is the source of this 1023-nucleotide messenger RNA. RefSeq names its product Duo1p (gene DUO1). The transcript has a single exon. The record is from RefSeq and is a predicted model, not a curated record. Gene Ontology annotation, cellular component: mitotic spindle; DASH complex. Lineage: Eukaryota; Fungi; Ascomycota; Saccharomycetes; Phaffomycetales; Wickerhamomycetaceae. Gene Ontology annotation, biological process: mitotic cell cycle. Bases 216 to 797 code for a protein of 193 amino acids.